Molecule: messenger RNA, 261 nt
Organism: Choloepus didactylus (southern two-toed sloth)
Lineage: Eukaryota; Metazoa; Chordata; Mammalia; Pilosa; Megalonychidae
Product: DNA-directed RNA polymerase II subunit RPB4-like
Exons: 1
Coding region: 1-261 (86 amino acids)
Molecular function (GO): nucleotide binding
Source: RefSeq, a predicted model, not a curated record
AUGCUUCUGGAGCAUCAAAAGCAGCAGAAUGAGAGUGCACAGUAUGUACAGGGGGCUCUCAGAGGUCUUCAUGAAAACUUCAAACCCUACACCCCGCUUCAGUCUGGUCCAAAAACAGGAACUUGUUACUCCAGAAAAAGCUUGAUUAAGUUUGAGUUGGCCUGUUUGGAUAAACUCUGCCCAGAGACCAAAUCUCUGAUCCCAAGCCUGGAGGAGCGGUUUGAAGAUGAUAUCCAGACAAAGGGUAUCUUUCAAUAUUAA